Neurospora tetraspora is the source of this 981-nucleotide messenger RNA. RefSeq lists its product as uncharacterized. The record is from RefSeq and is a predicted model, not a curated record. NCBI's taxonomy places the organism in Eukaryota, Fungi, Ascomycota, Sordariomycetes, Sordariales, Sordariaceae. The annotation marks the transcript as partial. The transcript has a single exon.
CCGACACUGGAGCUGGUCUCCCGGGCACCGCGGCCAGAAACCCUAGCCCUAGCACUGAUACCAUGACCGGUAUUGUGGACGACGACGGCAGAGAAGUCAAGGCAGCCGAGCUUCUCGCCAGAGAGAAUGCUCAAACCCGCAGGACUACCCUUGUCCCCGCCAUCACCAACGAGACCAACGAUACUGAGCUUCGCGACAUCAUCAACCUGCUUCGCACUAAGAUCAGCGACCUCGAGGCUGCUUCUGUUCAUCCAACCGCAGUCUCCCCCGCUAUGAGAAGCACCAUCAAGCUCAACCCUCCCCCCAAAUUCGAUGGCACCAGGAAGGAGGACCUUCAGGGAUUUCUCACCCAGGUCCGCGCCAACCUCGCUUUUACCAAAGUCGUGGACCCUAUCCAGCAAGUCCUGUACGCCUCGUCAUUUCUCACUGGCAAGGCUCUCGAAUGGUUCCAGCCCACCCAAGCGGACUACCUCGGCCACAACAUUUGGACUGAGAUGCACAUUGAGAUCCAGAAGAUCUUCAACGACUUCGAAUACUUCGAAAGCUCCAUCAACCAGGUCUUUGGUCUCGCCGACAAGGUCCGCCAGGCUGAGACCAAGCUAAACGAGCUUCGUCAAACCAAGUCAGCCGCCUCUUACGCGGCUGAGUUCAGACAGCUUGCCUUCCGCGUCGAUUGGAAUGACGAAGGUCUCAAGUAUCAGUUCUACCGUAGUCUGAAGAGCGACGUCAAGGACGAGCUCAUCAAGAUUGACCGCAAGUCAAAGAGCCUCGACGAAUACAUGAACGAGGCCAUCGUCAUCGAUAACCGCCUUUUCGAACGCAAGAAAGAGAAAGGCGCUGGUGACAGCCGUCCUCGCGCCCCCGCCAACACUGGCUACAAGUAUCAGCGCGGAGGCAACAGCUACAGCAACAAGACGCGCAGCACCGCGUACGGCACUCACUCGGGCCCUAUGGACGUGGAUACCGUUGAGAACCGCAAGA